This is a messenger RNA of Racocetra persica, 551 nucleotides long. The record is from the annotation of a GenBank genome assembly. NCBI's taxonomy places the organism in Eukaryota, Fungi, Glomeromycota, Glomeromycetes, Diversisporales, Gigasporaceae.
UCACUUGCUGAUCGCAAAUAUCCUGAAUUAAUGCAAUUUUAUCUUAUUGAUUUUGUUACUUAUUAUUACUUAGACCAAGCAAAAGUAGCAGACGCAGGUUCAAUAUAUCGUACUACAAAUGAAGAAGAGGAGGAAAUCGUCCGGAAAGCUUUUGAUAGAGCUUUUCAAGAUCCAAGUGACCUUUCGGAAAGUAAAAAUUCAGAGGUGAAUUUCUGGAAUGACAUUGAACACAGAAUGGCUGAUAUAUCGCACGAGCUUAAGAAAAGUCUUACAGAUAGCGAGAUGACUGAAAGGAUCAACAAGUACUUGGAUGGAGAAAAAGUGAUAACACAAGAGGGUUCAGUUAAAUGUAUGUUUGCUUUCGAUGAAGCUCGUACUCUAGUUAAUAAGAAGGUUGAAAAUGAGACCUUGUUCUACCAUGUUCGACGUGCUUUAAACCUUCUACCCAAAAAGGCAAGAAUUUUUACAAUCUUUACGGACACACACUCAAAUAUUUCGAACUUCUCGCCUGUUGCCUACCUCGAUCCAUCCAAAAGAGUUGCGGAAAAAGG